AUGGGGACCUGGAUUUUGUUUGCCUGCCUCCUGGGAGCAGCCUUCUCUAUGCCCCUACCACCUCAUCCUGGGCACCCUGGUUAUAUCAACUUCAGCUAUGAGAGCUCAUAUUUUCAGGUUGUCCGUAUUGACGGGACUGCAUCAGUGCUUACCCCUCUGAAGUGGUAGCAGAACAUAAUAAGACACCCGCACCCGUCCUACGGUUACGAACCCAUGGGUGGCCGGCUGCACCACCGAAUCAUUCCCGUGGUAUCCCAGCAGGCUGCCCUGCCGCCUCAUCACCACGUCCCCAUGGCGCCAGCACCCGCGGUCCCCCAGCAAACCACGGUGCCAGUUCCUGGCCAGCACGCCACGACUCCAAGCCAACCCCACCAGCCACGCCUCCCUGCGCCCGCCCAGCAGCCCGUCCAGCCGCAGCCUCACCCGCCCCUGCUGCCGCCGCCUCUGCCUCCGAUGUUCCCCAUGCAGCGCCUGCCCCCCAUGCUUCCUGACCUGCCUCUGGAGGCUUGGCCAGCAACAGACAAGACCAAGCGGGAGCAAGUGGUGAGUACACCGUGA
Molecule: messenger RNA, 558 nt
Organism: Balaenoptera acutorostrata (minke whale)
Lineage: Eukaryota; Metazoa; Chordata; Mammalia; Artiodactyla; Balaenopteridae
Gene: AMELX
Product: amelogenin X-linked
Biological process (GO): multicellular organism development
Source: RefSeq, a predicted model, not a curated record